UCAACAACCUCAGUACCGUCGCUUGUUGCAUCGGCUCACGGCGUAGUGCUUGAGGUAGGGCCGGGCGUAGGAACCCAGAUAGACCGCUUCGACAAAUCGAAGAUUGACCAUAUCUACGGCGUAGAGCUUAACCCAGCCUUCGUUUCACCUCUACUUGCUGAAGUAGAAACGGCUCACCUGCAAGGCAAGUACACGGUAAUCUCGGGAGCAGUGGAGGACGAACGCUUGUUGGCAGAAUAUGGCCUGAAAGCGGGGUCGGUGGACUCGGUUGUGUGUAUCGGGACGCUGUGCUCGGUCAGCAAUCCUGAACAAACGAUGCGUUGGAUAUACAAAUUGCUCAAGCCGGGUGGCGUUUUCAUUUUCUGGGAGCAUCGCCGCAGCCAUGAUGUUUUAACGCGACUUGUCCAAGGAUUCUGGAACCCUCUUUGGCGGUUUAUUAUGGGGGGCUGUGACUUGAGUCGACCGAUUGGGGAUAUCAUACGUAACGCUGGCGAUUGGGAUCUUCAGAACUCAGAGAUAGAGGUGCAGAAGAGUCUGGCAUCAGAGUGGUCAAUCAUGCCGAGGGUUGAAGGCAGACUGAUCAAGAGCGCGUAG
Messenger RNA from Talaromyces proteolyticus, 594 nucleotides. RefSeq names its product S-adenosyl-L-methionine-dependent methyltransferase. The record is from RefSeq and is a predicted model, not a curated record. Lineage: Eukaryota; Fungi; Ascomycota; Eurotiomycetes; Eurotiales; Trichocomaceae. The annotation marks the transcript as partial. The transcript has 2 exons.